GAAGGAGUCCUUUUUCCGUUUCCGUCCAGAAGAGCUUGCAUACGGCAACAUGAAACUGCUCACCCACAAUCUACUGAGCUCGCACGUGCGGGGGGUGGGGCCCCGCGGCUUCCCCUUGCGCCUUCAGGCCACCGAGGUCCGCAUCAACCCUGUGGAGUUCAACCCCGAUUUCGUGGCGCGGAUGAUACCCAAAGUGGAGUGGGCUGCGCUUCUAGAGGCGGCUGAUACCUUGCACCUGGUUGAGGUACCCAAGGAGCCGAUCGAGGGGUAUGAGCACGACGAGACAUUUCUGAGGAAGAUGCACCACGUUUUGCUAGAGGUGGACGUGCUGGAGGGCACCCUACAGUGCCCAGAGUCUGGACGCCUGUUCCCCAUCAGCCGCGGGAUCCCUAACAUGCUGCUGAAUGAUGAGGAAACUGAGUCUUAACUGCACCAGCCACCAGUUUUGUAUUUUGUGACCUUGUGUAUCUUUGUUGAUGUUCAUUCACCACGUUUAUGCCCCAA
Messenger RNA from Castor canadensis (American beaver), 504 nucleotides. It is a transcript of the gene Trmt112, whose product is annotated as tRNA methyltransferase activator subunit 11-2. Gene Ontology annotation, molecular function: protein heterodimerization activity. NCBI's taxonomy places the organism in Eukaryota, Metazoa, Chordata, Mammalia, Rodentia, Castoridae. Gene Ontology annotation, biological process: peptidyl-glutamine methylation; rRNA (guanine-N7)-methylation; tRNA methylation. The record is from RefSeq and is a predicted model, not a curated record.